AUGAAUCUAAGAGUGAAUUCCCAUAAACAGGCAAAAGAAAUUGAACGAUGCAAAGCUAUCGCACGAGAAUUGGCUGAGGGUCUUAUUCAGAGUGAAAAUGAUAGCAUCACACGAGAGCGGGCUGAUGCUCUUGAACGUCAGGCUGUGGAGAAACAAUUGACAAAUGAUCGGGAGCGGGCUAUUUUUCUGCAAAAGCAAAUUGAAGAACUCAAGCAAAAAGAGCUUAAGGCUCAGGCUCUGUCUCGUGAAGAAGAGCAACUUAUUCAGAAAAAAGCUUUUCUUUCUGAACUUGAAGCAGAACGCGAAGCCAGAGCACGGAAGAUUGAGCAGCGAGAGUGUGGCCGAGCCUUGUUGCGUCAACAUAAUGCAGCACUUCGUCGCCGAAGUAGACAGGUUAGUUGGGACAAUUGUCCAAUGAAAACCUGGUUAUCAUUCCGCUUCUUAAUAGCUACUUAG
This is a messenger RNA of Protopolystoma xenopodis, 456 nucleotides long. NCBI's taxonomy places the organism in Eukaryota, Metazoa, Platyhelminthes, Monogenea, Polystomatidea, Polystomatidae. The record is from the annotation of a GenBank genome assembly.